Aspergillus calidoustus is the source of this 1566-nucleotide messenger RNA. Lineage: Eukaryota; Fungi; Ascomycota; Eurotiomycetes; Eurotiales; Aspergillaceae. The record is from the annotation of a GenBank genome assembly.
AUGCCCUUUAUAUUUUUAUUAUAUCCCUUCAUAUGGCCUGAUAACGACGGGGCUUUCCAACGACGCUGCCAAUCUCUUUCCAGAAAGUUGAUCAUUCCCGAAGCAUAUACAAUUACAUCUGAAGCCGUAAUCGCCAACUCUACAGUCCAGUUCCCAAACGCCGAUCCUACGUGUGGGCGUCCGUCUCAGCAUGUCUCAGUCAACCUUUGCCGAGCGGUAUUACAGGUUGCCACUUCCCGCAGGUCGUCAAUCAAGAUGGAGGCGUGGCUACCCGAGCGCUGGACGGGUCGCUUCCUGAGCACUGGAAAUGGCGGACUCGGGGGCUGCAUUCAAUACGAGGACAUUGAGUAUGCGGCUGCGCUGGGCUUCGCCGCCGUCGGAACCAAUAACGGUCACGACGGGAUGACGGGGCAGUCAUUCCUCAAUAAUUCAGACGUGAUUGAGGACUUUGCUUACCGGGCCCUGCACACGGGUGUCAUGCUGGGCAAAAAAAUCACAAAGACAUUUUACGGCAGACCACACAGAAAAAGCUAUUAUCUAGGCUGCUCCACCGGCGGCAGGCAGGGGUUCAAGGAGGUUCAGGCCUUUCCGGAAGACUUUGAUGGAGUCGUUGCUGGUGCCCCUGCAUUCGCCUUCAACAAUCUUACCUCCUGGAGCUGUCACUUCCUGCCGCUGACAGGCCCUGUUAGCGCAGAUACGUUCAUACCCUUGGAUAUGUGGCCUAUAAUUCAUCAAGACGUUCUCGAACAGUGCGACGCACUAGACGGCUUGAUCGACGGGAUUAUCGAGGCGCCAGAUCUGUGCAACUACAACCCUGACCGGCUUCUGUGUGAGGCUGGACAAACCAACGGUUGCCUCAGAGAACCCCAGCUUCAGACCCUUCGGAAAAUCUACUCACCAUUGCUCGGCAUCGACGGCAGUCUGGUCUAUCCCCGGCUGCAGCCUGGAGCAGAGCUGACCGGAGCUCCGCAAACCUAUUUUACAGGCGAGCCGUUUGGCGCAGCGGACUGGUUCCGCUAUGCCAUCUUCCAGGACCCCAGCUGGGACCCCUUCAGUCUUCAACCCGAGGACUACGCCCUUGCGUCGCAGAGGAACCUUUUCAACAUCGAAACGUGGGAAGGGGAUCUCUCGGCCUUUCGCAAGCGAGGCGGGAAACUGCUCCAUUACCACGGAUUGGCGGAUGGAAUCAUCUCCAGCGACAACUCGCCCCGAUUCUAUGAACAUGUUUCGCAGACGAUGCGGUUAGCCCCAGCUGAAAUGGAUGAUUUCUACAGGUAUUUCCGUAUAUCGGGCAUGGCCCAUUGCGGCGGGGGCCCCGGGGCGGCAUCGAUCGGGAAUAGUGCGAGCAAUGCGGCGAGCCUGGAGCCUGAUGAGAAUGUCUUGAUGGCCAUGGUGAGAUGGGUGGAGGAGGGGAUUGCGCCCAAUACAAUCCUGGGAACUGCAUAUAUUAACGGGAGCAAGGGCGCGGGGGUUGACUUUAAGCGCCGGCAUUGUCGAUGGCCCUAUCGCAAUGUGUACAAGGGGUUGGGCAGCGCGAAGGAUCCAGACAGCUGGCGGUGUGUGUAA